CUUCUUCUUCUUGUUCGUCACCCUCAUCUUGAUCCUUGCUUCAAGACCCGCUUUUGCCAUGGAUGAACAUUAUGUGAACUGCGGUAAGACGAUCUCAUGUGGAAACAUUGACAACAUUGGUUAUCCAUUUUGGGGUUCAGACAGGCCGGAAUACUGUGGCUUCCCGGGGUUUGAGCUGAACUGCAGUGGCACUGAUCCAGAGAUCACAAUCUCCUCAGCAACAUAUCAAGUUCUCCAAAUCAACGAGGAGUCCGGAGUUCUCACCGUGGCCAGAGCUGAUUAUGAAGACACCCUUUGCCCCAACUUACUCAUUAACACCACCCUGAAUCUUGAUCUCUUUGAAUAUAGCUCCGAUACUCUGAACAUAGCCCUGUAUUGCGGUUGCCCCACGGUAUCAGAUCAGAUCAAGGGACUCUCCAAGCAAUUUGAUUGCGAUAUGAACGGAAACCUCUCCUGUUACUACCUGGCGAGAAAUUUCAGUGGGUUUGAAGGGGAUCCAAUUGUGACUGAAAUCACUUCCUCCUUGGGUAGAUGCAGUAACAGGGUCUUUCUGGCUGCAAACCAAUCUGAAAUUUGGUCUCUAGAGACUACUUUGAGUCCGAGGUUGGAUGCUCUGGUGAAUGCUCUGUCAAAGGGAUUUGGGUUGGUGUGGAAUGCAAAUAAUAGCUUGUGUGAUCAGUGCACAAAGUCUGGCGGAAAGUGUGGGUAUAAUACGAUUUCCAAUAAGUUUUCUUGUUACUGCACAGAUAAGCCUUAUGAUACCGCCUGUCCAGGUAUAAGGUCAUCUAAUUGGAAGUUAAUCAUAGGGGUAAUUGCCAUUUCUGGCAUAGCAAUUUCUUUUAUGGCGUAUUUCCUCUGGCCUAAAAAAAAUUCAUCAUCAAUUUUGAAGAUUCUCAACCCUGGCCAAAUUAGGAAUAGGAAGAAGAAAAAUGAACAGGUUGAAGCAUUCUUUCUUGAGUUUGGUAAUUCUCUUGCCCCCAAGAAAUUUUCUUAUUCAGACAUCAAGAAAAUCACCAAUUCGUUCUCAAAUAAAUUGGGUCAAGGAGGAUACGGCAGUGUAUACAAAGGGACAUUACUUGAUGGCCAUAUUGUGGCCGUAAAAGUACUUAACGAAUCCAAAGGGGAUGGACAGGAUUUCAUCAAUGAAGUUGCUAGCAUUAGCAAAACAUCUCAUGUCAAUGUAGUCACUCUACUGGGGUUUUGUUACCAGAGGUCGAAAAGAGCUUUGAUUUAUGAAUACAUGCCGAAUGGAUCACUGGAUAAGUUCGUUUAUAAUCAUGGAUGUCCAGAGAAAAACCGUCAGCUUGACAUUAAGACCUUGUAUAAAAUUGCAGUAGGCAUUGCUCAGGGACUAGAAUACUUGCAUAAAGGUUGUAACACAAGGAUUUUGCACUUUGACAUAAAACCCCACAACAUCCUCUUGGAUGAGAACUUUUGUCCGAAGAUCUCUGAUUUUGGCCUUGCAAAAUUAUGUGAAACCAGAGAUUCUAAUGUUUCAGUCACCGGUGGUGCUAGAGGAACUUGUGGAUAUAUUGCUCCAGAAAUGAUUUGCAAAAAUUUUGGAAGAGUAUCAUACAAGUCUGAUGUUUAUAGCUAUGGAAUGAUGGUUCUUGAAAUCACUGGGGCAAGAAAGAACGUUAAUGCAGAAGUGUCUCAUAGCAGUGAAAUGUAUUUUCCCUCAUGGAUUUAUAAGCAAAUUGAGAAAGCAGAAAAACUAAAUCUUGACAGAGUCGUCAAUAAUGAUGAAGAAGAAGAAGAAAUGACAAGGAAGAUGGUAAUAGUGAGCCUUUGGUGCAUCCAAACAAUUCCAUCAAACAGACCAUCAAUGAGUAAGGUGCUUGAGAUGUUACAAGGAAGCCUUGAAGCUUUGCCACUUCCACCAGAAGCCUUGUUGUCUUCUCCAAGGCCUGCAGCAGUAAGGUCACCUCAAAACUCCUCCACCACAUCAUCAGUCAUAAUGCAGGUUAGAGACCAUACUCCACAACUAUUUGCAGCUAUCUGCAACUAUCUAUGCGAUUUAGCCCUAUGCAUCAUAAUGUUUUUGGAUGAAGAAUUGUUGUCAUUUUCCUUACCGAGUUCCUCACAUAUUGCAGGUGGUUUCCGAGCACCUUUGAGAAAGUAUCACUACUUGUUUCUUACUGAUUUCCGAACAUUAAGGUUAUAUAUUCAGCGAGGUACAGUGAAUUUCUGUUGAAGGAAGCCACAACAACAAAGCUACAGGAAUCCAUUUUAUGGUUGAAGAAGGUUGCAGCAAUAUGAAAGGUCAGAUGAAUGAAGCACUGCUGCUGUCCUUAUAUAGGUUUGAUUUAAUUGUAAUUUGUUUAGUAUUUUGGUUAUUCUAAGCUUUAGUUUACUUGUUGUAAAGUCUUCGACAUGGUGUAAGCACCUUGGUGCUGGAGAUGUUGCAUGGAAUUCGAAGCCUUGAUGCUUUGCC
Rubroshorea leprosula is the source of this 2434-nucleotide messenger RNA. Lineage: Eukaryota; Viridiplantae; Streptophyta; Magnoliopsida; Malvales; Dipterocarpaceae. The record is from the annotation of a GenBank genome assembly.